Sinocyclocheilus rhinocerous is the source of this 7018-nucleotide messenger RNA. It is a transcript of the gene spg11, whose product is annotated as SPG11 vesicle trafficking associated, spatacsin. Gene Ontology annotation, biological process: chemical synaptic transmission; synaptic vesicle transport; axonogenesis. Gene Ontology annotation, cellular component: dendrite; axon; synapse. Lineage: Eukaryota; Metazoa; Chordata; Actinopteri; Cypriniformes; Cyprinidae. The record is from RefSeq and is a predicted model, not a curated record.
UUGCCUUUGCUGUGGAGUGUUCUGUGGGAGGAUCAGUGGGAGCGCAGCGGUCGGGAUGUGAAGCUGAAGCUGAAGCUGCUGCUGCUGGACUCUCAGUGUGCGCUGAGGCUGUAUGAGCUGGAUCCUCAGGGUCAGCCGCUUCUUCUGUGUGAGAGAUCGUCUGAAUCCCUGCUGCAGUGCGUUCAACACAAGCACCCCGACGUGACGGAGCUGCUGUCGCUGAGGCCGCUGUGGUUCGCUGACGGCUGCUGUGUGCUGCUGCUGAACACAUGUCUGCUGCUGCAGCUCCGCUGGACGGACGCGACUGCGCAGCUGGAGACACUGUCCUGCGUUCGGCUCGCUUCACCUCUCCAGACGGAGGACGCCUGCGCCGACUGCCGGCUCUGUCGGGGAACGCUCUUCAUUCUGCUCCGGACUGGACUCGCAUAUGUGUUUGACAGCACUGAUGGGAAACUCUUGGCUACAGUGGAUUUCGCCUCAUACUGCAGUCUAGCAGACGUCUCAUCCUUCUGUCUCUUCCAGAUCUCACAGGAUCUCAGUACAGCUGUGAGCGUCACCCGGCAGAACCAAGCCCUCGCCGUCGACCUCAACCACUACUUCAGGAAGUAUCCAGAUCACCUUCACUGUCGUUCAGCCCCUAAUCGGCCAUUUCUCAGGCCCACUGAAUCAUGGGAUCAGGACAGUCUCGCGAGCUCCGUCCACAGCCUGUCGGUCCUGGAUAAACCUUUCCAAACAGACAGGUCGUGGGAGGCGCGUCUGUCUUCGCUGUACAGUCGAUCUAAAGCUCCGGAGCGCCCGGCUCAGGGGUUACCCUGGUUCAGAGAUUUCCCUCAUGUGGAGUGCCGUCGGGCGGCCGCCACCGCCAAACUCUCGCAGCCCUCCGUGAAGCCAGGGGGCGCUGUGACGUGUUUCGACGUGCCGGACGGAGUGACCGCAGCAGGCCUGAACGUCUCGGAGUUCUCUGCGCUCGUUACGUUCAUUUAUCCUGGAAACACCAACACGGUUCUGGCUUACUGGGACCUGGAGGGUCAAAGCGUGACGUACCACCGCGCAGACGCCCCCGCCGCCCCCGUCCAGAGAUCAGCCGAGGAGCACCUGUGUCUGCUACUGAAGCCGUCGGGUCUGUCCGUGGUUUUGUUCUGUGUGACGCAGGACGAGCUGUUGAACCGGCUGAUGAUUUUUGGCACGGCCGGGACGGUCGACUCGCUCUGCCAUCUGAACGCCUGGGGACGCUGUUCAAUACCCAUACAUGCCCUACAGGCCGGCCUGAAGAACCACCAGCUGGAUACGGUUGAUUUCUUUCUGAAGAGUAAGGAGAACAUCCUGAGCCCCGCGUCUGGGUUUGUUCUGCCCGUCUCGACCCAAAGCCAUCUGAGGAAUGUGCAGGCUCUGUGUCCGGCUCUGGAUCUGCUGUGCUCUGCUAUUCACGACACACACACUGAAGCUCAGAGCCAACAGUUCUGCGAUCAGCUGCUGAGCAUCACGCUCACCUUCCUCAACACGCAAACCAAAGUCCUCCUCACCAGCACACACGAGCUGGACGUGAACCUGCAGGAGUGUGUGCAGAUUUUAGACGGCUACAUCUCUGACCUGCGGCGAUACAUGAAGAAGUUCCCCUGGCCGCAUGCCUCCGUGAGUCUGAGCGCUGCUGUGUCCAUCACCGACACGCACCAGGACUGGCCGUCGCUGUCUGAUGAGGAAGUUGUUCAGCACGCUAUAUUGAGCAGACGGAUCCCACAUGCGCAGGCUUUCCUGCGCAGACGCGGCUGUGUUGAAUGCAGUCUGGAGGACAUCAGGAAGACAGGACUGAGACGCACCUUCACCUGUCUCACUCACAGAGACCUGCAGCAGGCCAAAACACUGCUGACUCACAUGGGCUUCAAUGUGAAGGAGCAGCUCCACAGCAUCUGCGUUUUCACCGCCGAUCGGGAUCUAAGGGCCUUCAUGGUGGAGGAGCUGCAGAAGCAGAAUUACCUCUCGUGUGAAGAGCUACAGCAGGUGGAGUUUAUUCAGACCAUUAAUAACUUGUGCUCGACACCUACGACGAGAUGCUCGAACCGUCUGGACACCAGCAGGGUUCUUCAGAUAAGCCGGUCUGAUCCCGAGAGCAGGCGUCUGCUGCAGGAGAUCACGCAGGAACCGGACUCGUCCUCCUGCAGCUCUCUGCUGGAUCCUGUGCGUCUGGACUGGGUCAGAUACUGGGACAGAGACACGCAGAGCUCCAUCCUUCUGUCCCGACUGCAGCCGCCUGCUCAGGGUUCGUGGGAUGCCGCUGUUCUGUGGUCGUAUCUCACCUCUCUGCAUGAUGGUGUCCGAGCCUCGGCGUGGGUUUGCAGCUCGAUCGCGACUGACGUCCCCCGCUGGCCUGCGCUCGAGCCGCACGUCAUCAACCACAGCAGCCGCUGCGGACAGUACCUGCGUGAUCAGAUCCUGGACCUGCUCGCCCGACAGGACCUGUUUGUGCAGUCGGAGAUGGAGGACUUCCAGCAGUUGCUAUGGCGACUGGGUCAAGCCGGAGGAGUGAUGCAUCAUGGGAAUGAUCCUCCUGUCCCACAGGAGUUUCACCAGCGCUUCGUCCUGCACUGUCUGGAGAACAGCCUGCAGUACCUGCUCUACUGCUACCUGGAGCACUACAGGUUAACUCCCGGGAAUUGCCCGCUUCUGACCGACAGAAACCUGUUUGAGAGUUUCCCCUGGUUUGAGAUGAUGCUGAAAUUACAGAAAAUCACCAGAGACCUUAAAGAGCCGGAGCGGGUGUUCGGGGCCAGUCUGACGGCGGCGCAGGUUCUGCUGCCCGGGAGUCAAGCCAGCAUCAGCAGCAUGCUACUGGAGGGUCACAGUCUGCUCGCCCUGUCCACCAUCAUGUUCAGACCGGGCGGCAUGGACCAGGCCGUGCGCGAGGGCGAGCGCGGUCAGGACCCGCUGAGCAGAGUCGACCCGCAGCUGCUGCGAAUGGCCCUCAGUGCGUAUCCCAAACUCAGAGCGGCCCUGUUCCCUCAGAGCGGCCCGCGCUGCGACGUUUCCCUCUACCACCUCCUGCAGGCUUUGCAUCCGCUGGAUCCCUCCAGACUGUUCGGAUGGCAGUCGGCCAACGCCACGGGCGGCAGCGAAGCGUCCAGCGAGCCGCCGCACUUCUCCAGCUCUCAGCUCGUCAGUAAGUUGGCCGUCGUCGAGAGUCUGGACUUCCUAUAUUACCUGAGUCACGGCCGGCCGGCGUUCGCAUACGGGGUUUUCCUCACGCAGCAUCUCCUCGACUGCAGCAACGUCAAGCUUCAGUGAGUCCAGCUCACUGUUACACUGUCAAAAUAACACACAAACACGUGCUUACUGCGACAUCUGACAGCUCAAACUACAAAUCAUGCUGUUAUGACAGUCAGCUACUUCAGUUUAAAUUCUUUGAAUCAACUCUGGACUCAGACCUGCGAGGACCACCGAGACGCCGCUUCACUGCAGCAGGAGCUCGUGGAAAAGGCCGGGAAGCUGGUCAACGGUGAGAAAAGAAGCGCUCAGGAGCUGCUGGUUCAUCUGGAGACGGCAGUCAGAGACGCUCUGGAGAAGAAAGCCGUCUGUCGAUCGUCGUACGAGGCGGCGCUGGAGUGGGCACUUCCUGUCCAGUUCUGUCACCUGCACGCUCUUCCUCUAAGCCCCGCCUUCCCACAGGACUGUGCUCGUGACGGACAGUGGCUCAACUUCCUGUUGUUUGUACAGCUGCACAAUUACCCGCUACAACAGGUCAGAUCUCUGGCAGCCAGUUUCAGUCCGGCUCUGCAGUCGCACAUUUCUCUGGCUUUCCAAGAUCUUCAUCCGACCAGCUCCCAUCAGGCUGUGGAGGAUCAAGGGAGCGUCGCUCGCACUCUUCCCCGAGACGAGAGCCCCGAACCCCCCAGAGAGCUGUUCCAGGUGCUGCUGGAGAGCCAGGAGAAGCCCAGUCCCUGGAGGUUCCUGCUGUCCGAAGCGGUCCGUCAGCGCAGUCCUGCUCUGUCCGUGCUGGCAGGCUGCCAUCAGGCCGCCGAGCUGCUGCAGUGUCUCUGCGUGUGGAUCCUGGCAUCUGUCGGUGAUGAUGUCACUCAGGAAGCCACCGCCCACAUCCAGGAGAGCCCCGCCCAUCACGUGUGGAACCUCCACGAUCUCUCCGUCUUGUGGAAGACGCUGCUGUGCAGGAGCAAGAUCAGGCCUCUGAUUCGUGGAUUCCAGCUGUUUCAGAGGGAGUCUCCGCUGAUUUACAUGCUGGCAAGUGUGGUGUUGAGUUCAGACGUGCUGCCGGUCCAGUGGGUCGAGUCUCAGGCUUCGGCUCUGCUGCUGACGCUCCUCAAGCAGAGCAGGACUCAGUACGAGCUGCGCCGGCUGCUUCAGCUGCUGGUGGACAUGGAGCGACUGCUCAAAUCCAACGGGCCUGACUUCAGGAAGCUGAGUCAGCUGAGUCAGGUGCUGUCGGACACUCCUGUGCCGCUGUCUGCGCAUCUGCUGGACCAGUACUCCAGCGCCGGCCUGCAGGACGAGUGCAGGACCAUCAUGCAGCAGCUGCAGGACCUCGGCCUCUUCACGCAGGCCAGGACCGUCGCGCAGCUGGCCGAGCUGCCCAUCGACUGCCUGAUCAUAAAGGAGCUGCUGCGAGAUCUGUGCGCUCAUCAGCAGAAGCGUCAGUGGGAGAGGCAGGAGACGCGGCUGGCCUUCUGGAGGAGAUGCCACGAGCAGCUCAAGACGGAUCGCGUCCAGCCCGAGGCGGCCUCUCAGUUCUUCCUGACUCAGGCUGAGGAGCCGCUGGGGUCGGGUUCGGAGCUGGUUCAUCUGCAGGAGCGCUGUCUGCUGUUGGGUCUGGCGGGUCACUGGCUGUCCCUGCAUGAUCCUCCGCUCCCCGUCUGGCGUCUCGCCGCGCUGGAGGAGCGUCAGUGGCAGAGUCGCAUCCGCUGGCUGCUGCUUCACACGGCUCUGGAGCGCCAGAGUCUGUUCGCGCCCUCGGCCCUCUCCCACGACUCCUUCCAGAGCCUCCUCCAGGAGUUCUCCUUCUCCAGGACGGCAGCUCUGGACGAGCCGGCUCAUCUGAGUGUGGCCGGGCUCCCGGCGGCCGAGGACGACUGCCUGCUGUCUGCAGACGAGCGCAAGGCUCUGGCCGCUCUGGUGGCGCAGCUGCUGGACGAGGGCGGCGUGAGCGAGGCCAGUCGCGUCUGCAGGUAUUUCCGUUUGUUUCACAGAGACGUGUGGCUGGUCCUGAAGUGUCGCGGUCUGGCGAGCGGAGAGCUGCAGCCUGAGCUUCACAGCCCUGAUGGAGAAACCAGACGCAGUUUGCCAUCAUGGUAUCGAGAGCUGCAGUGCUCGUUCGCUGAGAUCUCUUCGGAGGAGCCCGAGGCUGUUCUGAGGAAGGUCCUGCUCUCGCAGCAGGUCGACCGCUAUAAGCGCGCUCAGGCCUUCAUCAGUGUGCAGGGCCUGCAGCCCGACGCCGUCGCCCGGCUCGUCUCCACCGCUGUGCUGGAGGGUUUGCUCGCCUCGGCUCAGGAGGGAGAAACCGGAGAGCGGCUGAUGUACGGCCCAGCCGACGGGAGAGACACGUUCCUCCAGCUGGCCAAACUGUGUGGAGACCCAAACCUGGUCGGCACCAAACUGAUGGACAGCAUCCCGACCGUCCCGCGGUCAGAGCUCAGCUGCACUGUGGAGAUCUUGAUUUUGGCUCAUGACUGCUUCAGUCUCACCUGUAACAUGGAGGGAAUCGUGAGGGUCCUGCAGGCAGCCAGACACCUGAGUCACACACACCUGGCUCACGGCGACGGCUACGGACUCCUGGUGCGUCUCCUCACAGGUAUCGGCAGGUACAAUGAAAUGACGUACGUCUUUGACCUGCUCCAUCAGAACCAUCGCUUCGAGAUGCUGCUGAGGAAGAAGGUCGAGUCGAAUUCUGAGUUUAUAUUAAAUUCUCUGUUGGACUACAUCAAGCGUUGUCUGCCGGGUGACAGCGAGAAGCACAACAUGGUGGCUCUGUGUUUCAGCAUGCGCCGAGAGAUCGGAGAAAACCACGAGGCAGCGGCGCGAACGCAGCUCAAAAUCAUCGAAUCACAGCCCUGGGCGAUCACUGCAGAUCUGAAGAACGCUCUUGUGAAGGUCCUGACUUUACUGAAAGACGCAGCUGAGAGCUACUCGAAGGACUCUUGUGUGCGUCUGGCUGUGAAAUGUGUCAAACUGGCCAAACUGGUGACUCUCCAGCUGCACUUCGUGAAUCAGGGACAGGAGCAGCGCGUCAUCAACCUGCGGCCGGCAGACCUCCAGAGCACCAUCGUGUCUUUACCGCGCUGUUACCAGGCGUUUGUGUUGGCCGAAGCGUACGACUACAGUCCGGACUGGGCCGAGCUCCUCUAUCAGAAGGUGCUUCUCAGAGCAGACUUCAGCUAUCUGGAGGAGUUCAAGCGGCACAGAGCGCUGAGUGCCGGCCUGUUCGAAGACAUCUCCAAGAAAAUGUCUCAUCACAAAACGCCGGCGAGCUGCAGUCAGAAUCUGAAGAAGCUCCUGUCUCACUGCGAGGACGUUUACACGCAUUAUAAACUAGCUUACGAGCACAAGUUCCUGGACGUGGCCAACAUGCUGCUGCAGGACUCCAAGACCAACAGCUUCCUGAAGGACCGGCUGGGCACCUGACGCCCAAAAACACCUGAGCCAGCCCUCGCCACCACAUUCUGCUCUUACCAUGCAGCGUUUAAUCAUGACCUUUCAAUAAUGUGGACCUUUCUAAACAAGCAAAACUAACUUCUCUUUCACUGAUUUCCAGUAAAAGUGAUUUUUGACCGUUUCCAGGCGUCUGUGUUUCUGUCCUGAUGUGCAUCAGCACGAUGCAGACGUUUUUCCCCAGUAACACGUUAAACUGCUGUUUUGCUGCGAGACCUUGGUGUGUCUGAUGUAGAAUGAGACGUAUAUUUACAACAUACUAUAUUUUUCUGCAUUUUUAGUGCUGAGAUUAAUAGUGGAGACACUUAAUGACGCUCUUCAGGACACUUAAAUAGGGCCAUAUGAAAUCUGUUUUAUUUUGUCACAA